Mytilus californianus (California mussel) is the source of this 1567-nucleotide messenger RNA. RefSeq names its product 28S ribosomal protein S27, mitochondrial-like. NCBI's taxonomy places the organism in Eukaryota, Metazoa, Mollusca, Bivalvia, Mytilida, Mytilidae. The transcript has 10 exons. The record is from RefSeq and is a predicted model, not a curated record. Gene Ontology annotation, cellular component: mitochondrion. Bases 63 to 1502 code for a protein of 479 amino acids.
GUCAAGGGCACAGAAAUGUUUGUGUCAAAUGAAAAAGUAACAACAAAGCGUUUAGCUGAAAAAUGUCAACCCUGUGCCGUCUUUGCGCACAUGUGAAACAGUUUUCUAGGCCUAUAUGUGCCUCUAAAGAUGUAUGCAGAACAUUAUUAUCUGAUGCCUACAGAUGCCAUGAUGCCUGGAUGAACAGGCUACAGUCUCCUAUUUUAUCUAAAGUAGCAUUCAAUGAGUUUAUAUUAGAUGUGUAUAAUAAGUUUGAAAAAGGAAAAGGAAAUAUACUUGAUCUUGAUAUACUGGCCAAUAAAAUUGAGAAUGUGCAUGACAAAGAAGUGGAAUUUAUGGAUAGAAUUUUACAACAAUUUAGAGAGACUGCAGAUGGAUCACAAGUUAGUCGGUCUAUCAUUCACGGUAUUGUACGAGGAUAUAUAGACACUAACUUAACGGACAGUUUAUUACCAAUGAUAAAAGACAAGAUAACAUAUGGUUUACAUUUAGAUUUUUUAUCAGCUAAUAUUUUGAUGGAUCAUUUUAUAAAGAAAGAAAUGUAUCAUGAGGCAUCUCAAAUAGCUUAUGAUAUGAUGUUACAAGAAGAUUUCAGUAACCAAGUUACAUACUUACUAUCACUCUAUUCAACUACAAAAUUAUUAUAUCAUCCAAUUGAACAAGAAUCACCAAAUCAAGAGGCUGAAGAGGGUGAAGAAGAGGAAGAAGAAUGGGAAGCAGUUAAAGUAAUAGAUUACCCAUUCUAUGACGACCAUUUCAGUAUUCAGAGUGAGAGAUUUCUACAUGGGAAGACAUUAUAUAUGUUGGGUAAAAAGUUAGGUGGUGUAGAUGGAAGAUCAUUACAGUUAGUGGGAUUAGGGAUGUAUGACAAAUUCCCACAAGCCAUGAAAUUGUUGCAGGAAUGGAUGUCAUCUUCAGAUGGGACCAUUGUUGUACAGGAUGUGGUAACCAGAUUUGAUGACUUACUACAAAAUGCUUUAACGAGGGACUCAGAGGAAGCAGAAAAAGAUUUUGGACUUCUUAGAAUAGAAGAUGAAAUACAUAAACUUAAGCUUACCCCAACAGAAAAAGAAGAUUGUAUUAAAGAUUGGCAGGGAAUAAAAGAAAGACUUCAAAGUGAAAAUAAGAUAAGUUCUGAUGACCUGGAAACAAAUAUUUCAGACUAUGUAAACAGUGAAAUUUCACAGUAUGAACAAUCAGAUAUAACAGAAUUACAAUCCUUAAUUGUAUCUUGGGAAACUAGGAGACAAAACUGGUUAGAUCAACAGAUGAAAGAUUUUAUCAAGCAACAGAAAAUGGAUGAAAUUCAAGAGAAAAUAAUUGAGUUGGAAGAAAAGGAAGAACUAUUGUCAUACUAUACAUAUGAAAAUGAAAUAAAACUGGCAGGAUUAAGAGCACCAAUUCCUCACAAAGAACCAAAGAAAAAGAAAGUACUUGAUGAAGAUGAAAUUGAGGAGAGAAAAUUGGCAGACCAGAAGAAAAGAAAGAUUAAGAAAAAAUAGUUUCUAAAUAUUAAAAAAAUGCUAAAAAGAGUUCAUAUGAAAAUAAAAAAUAAAUAUAUCUUAAA